AUGCCUGCCGACAUCAACGUUGACGUCCUCGUCAUUGGCAUGGGACCUACUGGUCUCGGUGCUGCGAAGCGUCUGAACCAGAUCGACGGUCCUUCAUGGUUGAUCGUGGACUCGUCUGACAAGGCUGGUGGUCUUGCCGGUACCGACACCACUCCCGAGGGCUUCCUGUACGACGUCGGUGGCCAUGUCAUCUUCUCCCACUACAAGUACUUCGACGACUGCCUGGACGAGGCUCUCCCCAAGGAUGACGACUGGUUUGUCCACGAGCGUGUCUCCUACGUCCGCUACAAGGGCCUCUGGGUCCCCUACCCCUUCCAGAACAACAUCUCCAUGCUGCCCAAGGAGGACCAAGUCCGGUGUAUGGAUGGCCUGAUCGACGCCGCCCUGGAGCACCGCGUUUCCAACACCAAGCCCAAGGACUUUGACGAGUGGAUUCUGAGAAUGCAGGGUCCUGGCCUCGCCGACAUCUUCAUGCGACCCUACAACUACAAGGUCUGGGCUGUUCCCACCACAAAGAUGCAAUGCCAGUGGCUCGGCGAGCGAGUUGCUGCCCCCGAUGUCAAGACCGUCACCAAGAACAUCAUCUUGAACAAGGUCGCCGGCAACUGGGGUCCCAAUGCUACCUUCCGAUUCCCCGCUCGGGACGGUACCGGCGGUAUCUGGAUCGCCGUCGCUGACACUCUCCCCAACGAGAAGAAGCGCUUCGGCAAGCAGGGCGAGGUGACCAAGGUUGAUGCCGAGAACAAGACCGUCACCAUGGCCGACGGCACCACCAUUGGCUACGGCAAGCUGGUCAACACCAUGGCUGUCGAUCACCUCGUUGAGAAGAUGGGCAACAAGGAGCUCGUCACCCUGUCCAAGGGCCUCUACUACUCUACCACCCACGUCAUUGGUGUUGGUAUCCGCGGCGCGCGCCCCGAGCGCAUCGGCGACAAGUGCUGGUUGUACUUCCCCGAGGACAACUGCCCCUUCUACCGUGCCACCAUCUUCUCCAACUACUCCCCCUACAACCAGCCCCAGAAGGGAGAAAAGCUGCCCACCCUGUACCUUGCCAACGGCGACAAGGCUGCCUCGUCUGAGGCCAAGGAGGGCCCCUACUGGUCUAUCAUGUUGGAGGUGUCACAGUCCACUCUGAAGCCCGUGGAUGUCGACAACCUUCUCAAGGACUGCAUCCAGGGUCUCAUCAACACCGAGAUGCUCAAGCCCGAGGACGAGAUUGUCUCCACCUACCACCGUGCCUUUGACCACGGAUACCCCACCCCCACCCUGGAGCGUGAGGGUGUCCUCAAGGAGCUGCUGCCCAAGCUCCAGGAUCUCGGCAUCUACUCUCGAGGCCGCUUCGGCAGCUGGAGAUACGAGGUCGGCAACCAGGACCACUCCUUCAUGCUGGGUGUCGAGGCCGUCGACCACAUCCACAGCGGAGCCGUUGAGCUGACCCUCAACUACCCCGACUUUGUCAACGGCCGACAGAACGGCGAGAAGCGUCUGGCUCAGGCCUUUAGCUAUGGCGCCCAGCCCCUGCCCACCCGGGAGAGGAACUAA
Messenger RNA from Trichoderma aggressivum f. europaeum, 1542 nucleotides. RefSeq lists its product as uncharacterized. Gene Ontology annotation, molecular function: oxidoreductase activity. The record is from RefSeq and is a predicted model, not a curated record. NCBI's taxonomy places the organism in Eukaryota, Fungi, Ascomycota, Sordariomycetes, Hypocreales, Hypocreaceae. The coding region runs from base 1 to 1542 and encodes 513 amino acids. The transcript has 6 exons.